Molecule: messenger RNA, 633 nt
Organism: Metarhizium robertsii ARSEF 23
Lineage: Eukaryota; Fungi; Ascomycota; Sordariomycetes; Hypocreales; Clavicipitaceae
Product: DUF1766-domain-containing protein
Exons: 2
Coding region: 1-633 (210 amino acids)
Molecular function (GO): acyltransferase activity, transferring groups other than amino-acyl groups
Source: RefSeq, a predicted model, not a curated record
AUGUCUCUGCAACAAGGCACGUCUUUACACCGCGUCUCAUCCAAAGACAUCCCCACUCUCGUCGACAUCCAUUACGAGGCCUUUGCGGACGAUGCUCUGAUGAAAUUCAUGUAUGGAUCUCACGGCGAUGCGGCAUCCGCCGUGAGCGAUUUGCGGGAGGCUCUCGAGGACCCAACAGCCAGGUUCACCAAGGCAGUUGACAAUGAAACAGGCGAUAUUGUCGGCUGGUCAUGGUGGAACGUCUACCUCGACGCCGAGACUCACCUAGAAGCGGCAAAGACUACUGAGGAGGAGCAGAAGGAAGCUCCCAAAACUGCGAUAAGCCCAGAGACAUUCCUGCAAUACCAUGCUGCCGUAAACGAUAGGAGGAGGAGAUGGAUUACCGGGAAGCCAGGGAUUCUCCAGGCGAUUGCAGUGCGUCCGAAAUCGCAGGGCAGAGGCGUAGGAACGGCCCUUGUCAGGGCCGGACUUGAAGAAGCCAAACGCAACGGGGUGUUGGCAUGGCUGGAGGCCUCGUCUGCUGGGCAUGGCUUGUAUGAGAAGUGCGGGUUUCGAGAUGUUGGAGAGGCCAUCGAAUCGGACUUGGGGGCGUAUGGGAAAGUGACGACGGUUUGCAUGAUGUAUGAGCCAUAA